AUGGUCUACCACGAGAGGGAGGAGCAUGAGAGGACCUGUCCCGGCAAAGCCGGCGCCAUGCAGAAGCAGGGACGUGUCGUGAAGAUGGGCCCCUGCGGCGGCGGCGGCGUAGACGUCUGGGAGAUGGACGUGCGGGGCGUCGACCGUAUCGUGAAGGUCGUCCUCUGGCACUCCGGCGCGGUCGACGCCAUCUCAGUGCUAUACGAGCGGGACGGCCGGGAGGAGCAGACCAGGCACUGGGGAAAGCCCGAAGGACAGCGCUCAGAGGUUUGGUGGUGCGGCGAUGAAGCUCCCUUGGUUUAUGGUUGGCAUGUGCAGAUCUGCCUGGAGCCGGAUGAAUACCUCAUCGGCGUCAAAGGGAACCUUGGCAAUUUUGGUGGUUGCUUCCUCUUGGGAAGGCUUACUUUAAUCGGCAACCUGCGCACCUUUGGGCCAUAUGGAACGCGGGAAGGUCCGCCAUUCGAUCUUCCCGCAGCUGGCGGCAAGAUUGUUGGUUUCCAUGGCCGCUCCGGGGGCCUCCUCGACGCUCUGGGCACCUAUGUAAAGAUGGACGACUAG
Molecule: messenger RNA, 558 nt
Organism: Triticum turgidum subsp. durum (durum wheat)
Lineage: Eukaryota; Viridiplantae; Streptophyta; Magnoliopsida; Poales; Poaceae
Source: the annotation of a GenBank genome assembly